CGCCCCUCGCCAUUAUCUUUUAGCAAGAUAUCCUGAUUCCUUUUCCCUGUUUCUCUAUCUCUUGUACAUUUCAUUCUCUUUUUAUAAUUGCCAUGCCCGUGUUGUCUGGGCAAUAACAUCUUUAAUCCCGGCUUCAUACAGAUACUCCCAAACAAAGGACUUCCAACCACACCCAACUUCCCGGGUUUCCUGGAUUCGACGUUCAUCAAGGCUGAGCGAACCAAGAAACUUCACAAUGUGGGGUACUAAGAACAAUCAAUCGGAGAACGGCCACGAGGCACACAGAGAAAGUGGCGAUGGGGCUGCUGCUAGCACAAGAAGUGGGCGAAGUGGUGGAGCUCAAUCAAGAAGAAGUCUCGAGACGCGGGAUGAACCGAAUGAGCGAACCAGAUUGCUCGACCGACAGCGACCACCACCCAAUUCAGAUGGUUAUUUGGAUCCUGAUGAUCCUGCUGUGUCUCCGUACAACCUGUGGUCCGUCCGAUUCCUACGGUAUUUCACCGUCUUGUUCCUCGUCAUCUCCUGCUUGUGGUGGACGCUUCUACUCGUAUCCAUCUUUGUAUCUCCCCCAGGCAUGCACAGCCGCGGAUCAGGCUUCUUCGAUUUCGCAUACACCUGUUUGACAAUCGGGAACCUUCUCGUGGCACUCAUCUUCUUUGCUGCGCCCGCCAAAGCUCUUCGCAUCACGACCGCCAUCAUAUCCGGUUUCCUCCUCAUCAACAUGAUCAUGAUUCUCGCUGUACCGCGUGUACGAUUGGAAGAAGGCUGGGUAGGCAUCGCAUCAGUAGUCUGGGCAUCCAUAAUUGCACUAUGGUGUAUCAUGACCGACCGUGUUGUGGCUUGGGGCAAGAGAGAAGAAGAAGAACGUCUCACCGGACGGCCUGAAUCCCGCCGAACACUGAAGGAAUGGCUCGCGGUUCUCGUAGCCUCUGUCAUCACCGUCAUCUUCGUCCUUAUCGUGAUUCUCAUGACUGGCACAUUAGGAAUCCGUGCUCGAGACGCGACCCUCCCAAUGUAUGGCGACCGUAUCCUGGUCGAUGGCGACAAAUACGCCGUUCAUCUCGCCUGUGUUGGAAAUGUCUCCUACACGCAUGGCAAAAAGGACGCAACCAUGAUUCUUGAAGCUGGUGAAGGGCCCUCCGAGUACGACUUCGAACACUGGGCAUACAACGCACAACAAAACGGCACCGUCUCACGCUACUGUUACUGGGACCGCCCAGGCUACGCAUGGUCCGACAACGCGCCCUCCCCACACUCUGCAGGCAUGUCUGCAGAUGCUCUCUCCGAGGCGCUGGCUAAAGCUGGCGAAGAGGGCCCUUGGAUCCUGGUCGGCGCUGGCACAGGUAGUGUCGUUAGUCGGAUCUUCAGCUCGCGCCACCUCAAGCAAGUCACGGGAAUCAUGCUCAUUGACCCCAUGCAUGAGGACCUACUCCAUCGGAUCGGGAGCCCUGGUCGUGGCUUCAUCUUGUGGGCCUGGGGCAUCAUUUCUCCGCUGGGCUUCGAGCGUCUCGGCGGCGCCCUUUUCAAAGGUCGGACCAGAGAAGAUCGCGUCUACGGCCGUAACGCGUACCAGGGCGGGAAAUACAUCAAAGCGCAGCUUCAGGAGAAUCUUGUCGCUGACUCCCUUUCCAAGAACGAAGUUGUCUCGGCGCGGAAUAUCCAGAGUAGCGAGACUCCGUUGGUUAUAAUCAGCAGCGCGAUUGAGACUAGGAGGGAUACCGAAUGGGAGAGGAAACAGAAGGAUCUGACGAAGCUUACAGAGAAUCUAGUCGCGUGGGAUAUUGUUAACAAGGCUCCCCACGAAGUGUGGAGGACCCUCGAGGGACGGGAUGCUAUGGAUAAGAGGUUGGAAGAAUUGGUCAAGGCCGCCAGGAAAGUUCAGAUUUCAGCCGAUAUCGAGUAG
Periconia digitata is the source of this 1903-nucleotide messenger RNA. Lineage: Eukaryota; Fungi; Ascomycota; Dothideomycetes; Pleosporales; Periconiaceae. The record is from the annotation of a GenBank genome assembly.